Truncatella angustata is the source of this 1878-nucleotide messenger RNA. RefSeq names its product choline dehydrogenase. Gene Ontology annotation, molecular function: flavin adenine dinucleotide binding; oxidoreductase activity, acting on CH-OH group of donors. Bases 1 to 1878 code for a protein of 625 amino acids. The record is from RefSeq and is a predicted model, not a curated record. The transcript has 5 exons. Lineage: Eukaryota; Fungi; Ascomycota; Sordariomycetes; Amphisphaeriales; Sporocadaceae. Gene Ontology annotation, biological process: secondary metabolite biosynthetic process.
AUGGUUCGCUCCCAUCUACUUGAUGCGAUCCUCGCAUCGGCAACCCUCGUUUCAUCUUGUUACGGAAGUUGCUCAUACAGCACGAAAUCCAGCACAAACGGCACAGUGAGCCAGUACGACUAUGUGAUCGUCGGCGGUGGACUCACAGGUCUUGUCGUUGCCACCAGACUGACUGAAGAUCCUGAUGUUUCCGUCUUAGUUUUGGAGUAUGGUGCCGAGGAUCGUAGUAACCUCACCAAGAUCCCAUACUACGGUACCACACUUAAUACGGCAUCCUUGCGCUCUUUGAUAUCUGCCCCUGAGCCCCAAGCCGGCAACCAAACAUUCGCCGUCCGCGUCUCCCAGGUCCCUGGCGGUGGUUCCCAGGUCAAUGGUAUGGCUUGGAACUACGGCUCAUCAGGAGACUAUGAUGGCUGGGAGGCCCUUGGCAACCCUGGCUGGGGAUGGGACAGCAUCUCGUCUUACAUCAGAAAGGACGUCCAAUUCACGGUGCCUAAGCCGGAGAUCGAGGCUUUGUACGAGUACUCGUACAACACUUCGGCGUAUGCGACCGAGGCUUACGCUCAAAGCUCGUAUCCUGAGUUCCAGUACCCCGAUUUGUACAAGUACAUUGACGGCCUCGAUGAGCUUGGCACAAUUCCUUUCGUUGAGGAGCACGCGGAAGGACAUAGUGGCGGUGGCCGAUACUUUGUGCCAACCGCUUUGGACCCAACAACCAUGACUCGUGCGUCUGCUUUCUAUGCAUACUACGACAAGGUCUCGAACCGCACCAACCUGAAACUCCUCCAGAAACAUCAAGUUCGGGAGAUUGUGUUCUCGGAUAGCCCCGAGGGUGACCUCGUUGCAUCUGGAGUCAAGGCCCUCAACCGCUCCACCAAUAAUACGGUGACUUUCACGGCUAAGAAAGAGAUUAUCCUCGCUGCUGGAGCAAUUUACACGCCGCAGCUACUACAGUGGAGUGGCAUCGGACCCAAGUCGGUUCUUGAGGCAAGCGGGAUUGAGGCCAAGCUGGAUUUCCCAGCCGUUGGCAGCAACUUCCAAGAUCAUGCUGUUGCCUACUGGACAUGGACUCUUGGCAAUCCCACUUUCCCCGCAGCCUCUGAUCUAACUUCCAAUGCCACCUUCUGGAACGAAGCCGUUGAUCUGUACCACAACAACCUCACUGGCCCCCUUACUAAAGCCCAAGCCAACUACAUUGCUUUCCCGGCACUUCCAGUCAUCGCCGAUGAUAGUGAUGCCUUGGUCGCCGAUCUUCUUGCCCAGACCGAGGGAGCCUACCUCCCCGAUAUCUAUGCAUCAUCUCCUGAGCUCCUCGCUGGCUACGAAGCCCAGAAGAAGCUCCUAGCCGCACAACACGGAAAUGGUUCAGUUGCCGCAGUUGAGAUCCCCAUUUCUGGCGCCGGCGGUAUGCCCAAUGCGGUCGAGAAGCCUCUCAGCCGUGGUACCAUCCACCUGAACGCCAGUGAUGUGUACGGCGAGCCAGUAGUAUUCUACAACGCCCUCUCCAACCCCUUCGACCGGGCCAUCCUCUUCCGCUCCCUCGAGUACACCCGUAAGCUACAGGCCACUUCUGCUGUUGCCGACCUCGAGCCUGUGGAGCUGUGGCCAGGUGUCGCUGCCACCACCGAAGAGGCUGCCUUGGCGGCCUUGACCAAGGUUGGCUGGCUGCGACCUAGCUUCAGUCAUCCCAGCUCCAGCUGCCCCAUGUUGCCCAAGGAGCUUGGCGGCUGUGUGAGCUCGGACCUGCUGUUCUAUGGCAUUCAGAAGCUGAGCAUCAUCGAUGCCAGUAUCUUGCCCAUGGUCCCCGGAUCGCACAUCCAGGCAACCAUGUACGCAGUGGCUGAGAAGGCUAGUGAUAUCAUCAAGGCUCGUGCUUAA